Molecule: messenger RNA, 1319 nt
Organism: Vitrella brassicaformis
Lineage: Eukaryota; Vitrellaceae
Source: the annotation of a GenBank genome assembly
CCUCUUCCCCCCUCCUUUUCUCCCUUCCCACCAUGCGCCCGCAGAGGGGGAUAGGAGAGCCAAAAAGACCCAACAAUGCAUACUACGAGUACUUGCUGGCCCAUCAAGUCAUCGAACGAUAUCCAAGUGGGGCCACGCGACACAAGCCUUCCUCCCUCAUCCAUCCGUCAGUUCCUGCUCUCCUGUUGCUCAGGGGCUGUGUGCGAGCACCUGCUCCGUCACCCUGCACUGCAGCGUCUGUUCCUGGACUCGCUCCACGAGAUGGUCGAUGGCGGCGUGGUGCACAUCAAUGAGGUGACCAAGGCAUUCGAUUUGGUCGAGGACAUCAACAAAAGACAGCGAUACAACUUCGUCUACAUGCCCGAAGCAACCGUCAUGCCUAGAGUGUCAUACCCCCCGCCCCCUUCGGCUGCCGUCUACCCCGCAACACAGACCCGUCCCGUUGCUCUCGACCUCCCUGAGGAUUGGUUCACUGUCGAGCAGCAGCGGCCACUCGCCGGCCACACACAAGAGCCCGACUACUUUGCGGUGACCGGGACAGCAGAUGGUGUCGCCCCCCGGCCGCCACCGACUCACACAACAAUUGUCACGGGCGGCCUCGCCAGCCACCCCACUGGGGCCAGCCUCGAUUGGCAGCAGAUCCACUCCGUGCCCUUCCGUGAGUCGACAGGGAUGACAACCAGCCCACCGAACAAGCGCUUCCACAUCCCCGAGAGUUCCGUCCUCCACAGCCCUCCCCCAUUCACGCGGCCGGACAUCCCUCGGAAGUGGGGCCACUGGGAGCCGGCACCCACCAUUCCCCUACAGCAAGACGAAGACGCAGGGGCCGACGAGGGAGGCUAUGGCGUCAGCCGCUUUGCACCCGUCCAGCCGCUGCAUCCUACCGAUCCAUAUCAUUCUGCGCUGAAGGUGGGGCUGCAGGGGCGGGGUGGUGUUGGGGAGACGGGCAGGGAGAGGAGGGGGGUGAGGGAGGGUGGGGUGAUCUGGGCAGGGGAUGACGUGCAGACAAGGUAUCGGGGCGCCGAAUACGUCAGCGUCCUCCAGGAAAGGCAGCUGCGGCUGUACAAGAUGCCAGCACCUAGUGAAAGGCAGAAAUCAGCAUGAAUCGGUGGCUGUUGGGGGGCUGGCAUGUGUGUGUGCGUCCACUUCUUGCCUGAUUAAGUAGUGGUCUGGGUAUGCAGCGUCUGCAUAUCAUUGGAAAGUGCUUGGCCUGCGAAGACGCCUUUGCUGAUCCAUAGUUUCUCACGUCAUUUUCGAAAGACCAUUGUCACGGCACCCACGCAGCGUCCACGAACAGCAGUCUCGUUCAACCGAAAAAC